Molecule: messenger RNA, 8053 nt
Organism: Cebus imitator (Panamanian white-faced capuchin)
Lineage: Eukaryota; Metazoa; Chordata; Mammalia; Primates; Cebidae
Gene: DOT1L
Product: DOT1 like histone lysine methyltransferase
Exons: 28
Coding region: 227-5800 (1857 amino acids)
Biological process (GO): DNA repair; heterochromatin formation; regulation of transcription regulatory region DNA binding
Cellular component (GO): nucleus
Molecular function (GO): histone H3K79 methyltransferase activity
Source: RefSeq, a predicted model, not a curated record
CCCAAGAUGGCGGCGGCGCUGGAGGCCCUGGGCCUGUGACCACAAAGAGGGAGCCGGGGGCCGGACCGGAGCGCGGCGGCGGCGGCGGCGGCGGCCGAGGCCGAGGCCAGGCCCCCUCUCCUCAGCCUCCCGCCCCUCCCUCCCGCCCGCCCUCCUCCGCCCACCGGCGGCCCCGCCCCUCCCCCAACCGCCCGCCUAGCAUGGUGCGGCGGCCGCGCGCGCGGACAUGGGGGAGAAGCUGGAGCUGAGGCUCAAGUCGCCCGUGGGGGCCGAGCCCGCCGUCUACCCGUGGCCGCUACCGGUCUACGACAAACAUCAUGAUGCUGCUCAUGAAAUCAUCGAGACCAUCCGAUGGGUCUGUGAAGAAAUCCCAGAUCUCAAGCUCGCUAUGGAGAAUUACGUUUUAAUUGACUAUGACACCAAAAGCUUUGAGAGCAUGCAGAGGCUCUGUGACAAGUACAACCGUGCCAUCGACAGCAUCCACCAGCUGUGGAAGGGCACCACGCAACCCAUGAAGCUGAACACGCGGCCGUCCACCGGGCUUCUGCGCCACAUCCUGCAGCAGGUCUACAACCACUCGGUGACCGACCCUGAGAAGCUCAACAACUACGAGCCCUUCUCCCCCGAGGUGUACGGGGAGACCUCCUUCGACCUGGUGGCCCAGAUGAUCGACGAGAUCAAGAUGACCGACGAUGACCUGUUUGUGGACCUAGGGAGCGGUGUGGGCCAGGUUGUGCUCCAGGUCGCCGCCGCCACCAACUGCAAACAUCACUAUGGCGUCGAGAAAGCAGACAUCCCGGCCAAGUAUGCGGAGACCAUGGACCGCGAGUUCAGGAAGUGGAUGAAAUGGUAUGGAAAAAAGCAUGCAGAAUACACAUUGGAGAGAGGCGAUUUCCUCUCGGAAGAGUGGAGGGAGCGAAUUGCCAACACGAGUGUUAUAUUUGUGAAUAACUUUGCCUUUGGUCCUGAGGUGGAUCACCAGCUGAAGGAGCGGUUUGCAAACAUGAAGGAAGGUAAGGCGCCCUCCUCGUCGGUCCGUGUUGUUGUGACAUGGUUGAGGAAGGGUGGCCUGGGGGUCCCUGCAGGGUGUCCUGCAGAAGGCAGCUCAGGCUUGGGGUCCUUAGUCCCCCAGGAGCCAGGUGGUCCUUCUUCAUUCUUUUUUUUUCUUUUUUUAGAAGGCAGCCUUGGCUGCCUCAGUUCUGUUACCUCCUCCGUGGUCCCCGUCCCCGCUGCCCUAGAAUGCAUCUUCUGGCUGUAUCUCGCCAGCUUUCUCCGCACGCUCAGCCGCGGCGGCCUCUGUGGGCUACUGUGGUCUGACUCAGUGUGGGAGGAGAGGGAGGACGUGUGCAGCUCAGGGUUCUGUCCCCUGGCUCGCCCUUGGUGGGUGAGGCGGGCGUGGAGGGGCUGCGGGUGGGCUCGGGCCUCACCUUGGUCUGUGGCUCCCGCAGACAUCGGCACCAUCAUGCGUGUGGUGGAGCUAUCGCCCCUCAAGGGCUCGGUGUCAUGGACGGGGAAGCCGGUGUCGUACUACCUGCACACUAUUGACCGCACCAUACUUGAAAAUUAUUUUUCUAGUCUGAAAAACCCAAAACUCAGGGAGGAACAGGAGGCAGCCCGGCGCCGCCAGCAGCGCGAGGGCAAGAGCAACGCGGCCACGCCCACCAAGGGUCCCGAGGGCAAGGCAGCUGGCCCUGCCGAAGCCCCCAUGGACUCUGGUGCUGAGGAAGAGAAGGCGGGAGCAGCCACCGUGAAGAAGCCGUCUCCCUCCAAAGCCCGCAAGAAGAAGCUGAACAAGAAGGGGAGGAAGAUGGCAGGCCGCAAGCGUGGGCGCCCCAAGAAGAUGAACACUGCGAACCCCGAGCGGAAGCCCAAGAAGAACCAAACUGCACUGGAUCUCCUACACGCGCAGACCGUGUCUCAGACGGCGGCCUCCUCGCCCCAGGAUGCCUACAGGUCCCCUCACAGCCCGUUCUACCAGCUACCUCCAAGCGUGCAGCGGCACUCCCCCAACCCGCUGCUGGUGGCGCCCACCCCACCCGCACUACAGAAGCUGCUAGAGUCCUUCAGGAUCCAGUACCUGCAGUUCCUGGCGUACACGAAGACCCCCCAGUACAAGGCCAGCCUGCAGGAGCUGCUGGGCCAGGAGAAGGAGAAGAACGCCCAGCUCCUGGGCACGGCUCAGCAGCUCCUCAGCCACUGCCAGGCCCAGAAGGAGGAGAUCAGGAGGCUGUUCCAGCAGAAGCUGGAUGAGCUGGGUGUGAAGGCGCUGACCUACAACGACCUGAUUCAAGCGCAGAAGGAGAUCUCCGCCCAUAACCAGCAGCUGCGGGAGCAGUCGGAGCAGCUGGAGCAGGACAACCGCACGCUCCGCAGUCAGAGCCUGCAGCUGCUCAAGGCUCGCUGUGAGGAGCUACAGCUGGACUGGGCCACGCUGUCCCUGGAGAAGCUGCUGAAGGAGAAGCAGGCCCUGAAGAGCCAGAUCUCAGAGAAGCAGAGGCACUGCCUGGAGCUGCAGAUCAGCAUCGUGGAGCUGGAGAAGAGCCAGCGGCAGCAGGAGCUCCUGCAGCUCAAGUCCUGUGUGCCACCAGACGACACCCUGGCCCUGCACCUGCGCGGGAAGGGCACCCUGGGCCGCGAGCUGGAGCCUGACGCCGGUCGGCUGCAUCUGGAGCUGGACUGCGCCAAGUUCUCGCUGCCUCACUUGAGCAGCAUGAGCCCAGAGCUCUCCAUGAAUGGCCAUACUCCCAGCUAUGAGCUCUGCAGCGCGCUGAGCCGGCCCUCGCCCAAGCAGAACACGCCCCAGUACCUGGCCUCACCCCUAGACCAGGAGGUGGUACCCUGCACCCCCAGCCACGGCGGCCGUCCGCGCGUGGAGAAGCUGUCUGGCCUGGCUGUGCCCGAGUACACCGGGCUGUCCCCGGCCAAGAUUGUGCUGAGGCGGCACCUCAGCCAGGACCACACGGUGCCAGGCAGGCCGGCCGCCAGCGAGCUGCACCCGAGAGCUGAGCACACCAAGGAGAAUGGCCUUCCCUACCAGAGCCCCAGCGUGCCCAGCAGCAUGAAGCUGAGCCCCCAGGACCCACGGCCCCCAUCCCCUGGGACCCUGCAGCUUGCUGGAGAGAAGAGCAGUGAGAAGGGCCUGAGAGAGCGUGCCUACAGCAGCGGCGGGGAGCCCAUCACCAGCCUGCCCAUCAGCAUCCCACUCAGCACCGUGCAGCCGAACAAGCUCCCGGUCAGCAUCCCCCUGGCCAGCGUGGUGCUGCCCAGCCGCGCUGAGAGGGUGAGAAGCACCCCCAGUCCUGUGCUGCAGCCCCGAGACCCCUCGUCCACACUUGAAAAGCAUAUUGGUGCUAAUGCCCACAGUGCUGGGAGCAAAAGCCUUGCCCUGGCCCCUGCAGGCUUCUCCUAUGCUGGCUCGGUGGCUAUCAGCGGGACCCUGGCAGGCAGCCCAGCCUCUCUCGCCCCUGGAGCUGAGCCCGCCGCCUUGGAUGAGUCCUCCAGCUCUGGGAGUCUGUUUGCCACUGUGGGGUCCCGCAGCUCCACGCCACAGCAUCCCCUGCUGCUGGCACAGCCCCGGAACUCGCGCCCGGCCUCUCCCGCCCACCAGCUCUCCUCCAGCCCCCUGCUCAGUGGGGCUGCCCACGGCCCGCUCCCCGAGGCCAGCAAGGGGGACCUGCCCUCCGAUUCCGGCUUCUCAGAUCCGGAGAGCGAGGCCAAGAGGAGGAUCGUGUUCACCAUCGCCACCGGCGCGGGCGGCACCAAGCAGUCGCCUUCCAGCAAACACAGCCCCCUGACCGCCAGCGCCCGCGGGGACUGUGUGCCGAGCCACGGCCAGGACAGCCGCAAGCGUGGCCGGCGGAAGCGAGCGUCAACGGGGACACCCAGCUUGACCGCAGGCGUGUCCCCCAAGCGCCGAGCCCUGCCGUCUGUCGCUGGUCUUUUCACGCAGCCUUCAGGGUCUCCUCUAAACCUCAACUCCAUGGUCAAUAACAUCAACCAGCCCCUGGAGAUUACGGCCAUCUCAUCCCCUGAGACCUCCCUGAAGAGCUCCCCUGUGCCCUACCAGGACCACGAUCAGCCCCCCGUGCUCAAGAAAGAGCGGCCCCUGAGCCACACCAAUGGGGCGCAUUACUCCCCGCUCACCUCCGACGAGGAGCCAGGCUCUGAGGACGAGCCCAGCAGCGCCCGAAUUGAGAGAAAAAUUGCAACAAUCUCCUUAGAAAGCAAAUCUCCCCCCAAAACCUUGGAAAAUGGUGGUGGCGUGGCGGGAAGGAGGCCCACGCCGGCAGGCAGGCCAGUCAAUAGCAGCAAGUGGAAGUCCACCUUCUCGCCGAUCUCCGACAUCGGCCUGGCCAAGGCUGCGGACAGCCCCCUGCAGGCCGGCCCCACCCUGAGCCAGAGCUCCCUGUUCGCGUUCCGGCCUGCCCUGGAGGAGACCCCCGCCGAUGCCAAGCUGGCUGCCCACCCCAGGAAAGGCUUUCCCGGCUCCCUGUCAGGGGCCGACGGACUCAGCCCCAGCACCAACCCUGCGAACUGCUGCACCUUCGGCGGGGGCCUGGCCGCUGAGCUGAGUUCACACGGCUUCAGUGAUGGUGCUUCUGUCCCCCACAAGGGCCCCGAGGCGGCCGGCCUGAGCUCCCCGCUGGGCUUCCCCUCGCAGCGCACCAAGGAGGCCUCGGACGCCAACCCUUUCCUGAGCAAGAGGCAGCUAGACGGCCUGGCCGGGCUGAAGGGCGAGGGUGGCCGCGGCAAGGAGGUGGGGGAGGGAGGCCUGCCGCUGUGCGGCCCCGCGGACAAAAGUGCGCUGCCCGCCGGCAAGGCCGCCAAGGCCCGGGACCGUGAGCUCGACCUCAAGAACGGCCACAACCUCUUCAUCUCCGCGGCCGCGGUGCCUCCCGGAGGCCUCCUCAGCGGCCCGGUCCUGGCCCCGGCGGCGUCCUCUGCAGGCGGCUCUGGGUCCUCCACCCAGACACACCGGCCCUUCCUGGGCCCCUUCCCGCCAGGGCCGCAGUUCGCGCUGGGCCCCAUGGCCCUGCAGGCCAAUCUGAGCUCCGUGGCCGGCUCCUCCGUGCUGCAGUCGCUCUUCAGCUCUGUGCCGGCCGCCGCUGGCCUGGUGCACGUGUCGUCCGCUGCCACCAGACUCACCAACUCGCACACCAUUGGCAGCUUUUCCGGGGUGGCAGGCAGCACAGUUGGAGGUGUCUUUAACCACGCGGUGCCUUCCGCCUCUGCUCAUCCGUUUGGAGCCCGUGUCGGCCGCGGGGCUGCGUGUGGCAGUGCCACGCUGGGCCCGAGCCCGCUGCAGGCGGCGGCCAGCGCCUCGGCCUCUUCCUUUCAGGCCCCGGCCUCGGUUGAGACCCGGCCGCCCCCUCCGCCUCCGCCUCCCCCGCUGCCCCCGCCUGCGCACCUGGGCCGGCCCCCCGCGGGGCCUCCCAUCCUCCACGCUCUCCCACCUAACGCCGCCUUGCCUCCUCCCCCAACGCUGCUGGCCUCUAACCCUGAGCCCGUGCUUCUGCAGAGCCUCGCGUCCCUCCCGCCUAACCAAGCUUUCUUGCCCCCCGCCUCUGCUGCCUCUCUGCCGCCUGCUAAUGCCUCUUUGUCUAUCAAGCUCACCUCCCUCCCGCACAAGGGCGCCCGCCCCUCCUUCACGGUGCACCACCAGCCCCUGCCCCGGCUGGCCCUGGCACAGGCCGCGCCCGGGAUCCCGCAGGCCAGCGCCACGGGGCCGUCCGCUGUGUGGGUGUCCCUUGGCAUGCCGCCUCCUUAUGCCGCGCACCUUUCAGGGGUUAAGCCGCGAUAAAGACCUUGCUUAGCUAGCAGUGCGUAUUGUGUAAGGUAAGGCCAGAGCCCCGCGCGGUGGCUCCCUCCAGACACUGAACUGUCCUUCCUUUGGCAGAGAAGAUGGCCCACAGGGCUCGGCAGAAGGGCCGGGGGUCCUGAGGAGGGAAGCGAGAGGAGGGACUGCAGGACGGGCGCUGGCCAUGGCGUGGCCUGAGCGUGUUGGCUUCCAGCUGCCCACAGCUGGGUACCUGCGGUGAUGCCGCAGGACGGAGGCCAGCCCUGGGGGCAGCUGUGCCAGCCCCUGUGGGUGAGGCUCACGGGGUGCCGUGCCAAGGAUGGGUGCAGCCCCUCAGGGGGCUGGGAGUAGCCUCCAGGGCUCCAUCUGCACCAGGCCCAGGUCACUCGGGACAGGUGGCGUGGUGCGGUGUCAGCUGCAGAGGUCCUGGGAAGCCAGGUUGGCAGGACGGACGCCUCUGGUCAGGGCUGUCUGGCUGAUGGCCUCGGAUACCUCUCAUAGGGAGCCGGUGAGGCCCCUGGUAUCCCGCCUGCCUGGGGGGCUGAUGGGUUCCCAGUGGGGCUGAGAGGCGAGCUCUGUGCCCUGCGUGAUGGGGCUGCCCCCGGGACACGGCCGAUGGCGGCCGCACUGCUCUGUGGCUGUGGCCGAAAGCCGAGGGCUUCCAGCCACUCGGACGUCAGCACUGAGGUGCACAGGCUAACGUAGAUAGCGCCCGCCUUUGCACCAGGGGAAGUGGGAGGCAGGAGUGAGUUUGUGGCCGUGAGGCCUUCAGGGAACGUCCGAGCCACCCGUCCUCUGAGAGGUGGUGGAAACUGGCUGCUGACCCCCGAGGGUAGUUGGCCACCUGUGCCCUCCGGGGACAUGGCGUGCCGGGCAGUGAAGUGCAAAGGUGCCCUCUGCUUGCCCCUGACCUUCUGCCUCAGGGGGCCCUGGGACGCAGGCCUUCAUGGGCAAGCCCACAUCUCGCUGGGGCAAGGAGAGGUGGACUGGUAGCCGAGGCGGAGGCAGGGCCGGAGCUGGUUGGCCUGGCCUGCCCUGCAGUGUGCUGAAUAGAAGGAGGAGCGGGCCUGGCGGGUCAGGGCGGGCACCUGUGGGCGGGAUGGGCUCCUACAGGUCCCACAGGUCCCAUAGGAGAUGUGCUGCAGGUAGGGUGGCCUUAGUGGGACUUGGCUGUGCGUCUCUGGAGGAAGGCCGGAGCUUGGCUGGCGUGGCCAGGUGUCAGGCUCCCCGGGCCUGCUGUGGCUGGAGGGGCCAGCGCCCUGCCUGUCACGGUGCUGGCCCCAGGUGGCGAGUGUGCUCGUGGGAGGCCUCGGUCCCCGGCCCGGGUGAGUGUCAGGCUCCCCAGGCGUGAGGGUGACAGACUGCCCUUCCCACUGUGCCCUCCUGCAGGUAACUAGGAUUUCUACCUCAACCGCGAGACCUAUGCAAGGACGGUGUGGACCAACUGCGCCCGCGGCACCUGCCCGCCGGCCUCCCACCCUGAUGGCAGAGGCGAGGACGACGGGGCUCCACUGUGAAUCGGCGGCGCGCGCCACAGGAGGCUGGGACUGGUCCAGUUUGUACUGUCGAUAGUUUUAGAUAAAGUAUUUAUCGUUUUUUAAAAAGUAUAAACAAUUCUGACUUAUUUUAUUCCAUCUAAGUGGUAAAGGCAACUUAUUGAGAAAUAUAAAUAUCUAUAUAUGAGAGAUCUAUAUAAAGACACGUGUCUGCAGGGCGGGCCCGCCAGCGGAUUCGCCGACAGCCUGCCCCGGUGCUAUCUCGUCCCCAGGCCUGCGCCUGCCUCCGCCCGCUUGGUGCUGACUAGACGCUGACGACGCCGAACCCCGUCCUCGGAAACGCCGCCCGGCCGGCCCCCCCGACGACGCACUGCUCCCGUACCAAAGGCAGGCCCGCCGCUGCCACAUUCCUCGGAGGCCCCCCGUGGCCUGAGCCCCUUCCCGAGCCCCUAGCGCCUGCGCUGAGCGCUCCACCCCCGCCCUGUCACUGUGAACCCCGGACUGUUCACCCCACGGGGCCUGGGUGGUGCCCUUGCGUGGGGGGCCCGCGCCGUGCGCUGCGAUGGUGCUGUGAGGACGGCAGGCGCCGUACAAGUGCAUUUACUUUUGUAUUUCUCGGCUUCCGUGGCUCGCAGCGCGCCCUGCGACACGGGCAGGCCUGUCGAGGGUCCCCUGGUGUUUCUGUACAGGAGAGAGUCACACUAAUGAGUGGCAGUAUUUUAUAGAGAUGUGAUAAGAAUUUAUAAAUUUCAUAGAUUUA